GGGUCUGCGCUCGUGCUUUUAGCCUCAUAACCAGCUAGUUAGCUUGUCUGCUGUUGGUAAAUAUGAACAGCAUUAUUGAAGGGAAAAACGUCAAAGUCUUUGGUAAGGCUAUUAUUGCGCUGUCACGGAUUGGAGAUGAGCUGUGGCUGGACCCCAUGGUCAAAGGGCUGGCUCUGAGAUCAGUCAAUUCUGCUCAUUCGGCAUAUGGCGGUUUCCUGUUCUCACCCUUGUUCUUCCAGCAGUACAGCUUGGGAUCAGUUUUAAAGCAGGGCAGUGAGGUAAUCAAAUGCAAACUGCUCAUGAAGUCAGUGCUGCCACUGUUCCGGAGUCUGACCUCCAUUGAGCGCAGUGUGGAACGCUGUCUUAUAUCAGUCAGCACUGCCACUGAUCGAGUAAUAAUCCAGUUUUUCUGCAGACAUGGCAUCAUUAAAACCCACAACAUACAUUUCCAGGAAAGUGAAGCUCUACAGGCAGUGUUUGCAUCACACCUCUGUCCUAAUGUGCUGAAGGCUCCAGGCAGGCUUUUUGCUGAUCUGGUGAUGCACUUUCCCCUGUUUCAGGAAGAAAUCACUCUGUCCAUCACUGCAAUAAAAGUCAGUCUCAGAAAUGACCAGGACGGUGGAAAAGGUCACAUGAAGACGAUGUACACAGAGAUGUCCUUACACCCAGACGAGUUUGACUACUUUCAGAUCGGGCUGGACUCUGACAUAACUUUCUGUCUGAAGGAGUUAAGGGGAAUAUUGUCCUUUGCAGAGUCUCACAGCCUUUCAGUGUCAGUAUACCUUGGUGCAGCAGGAAAGCCAGUGUGCUUCUCUGUGGAAGAUGGGGUCCUUGAGGCAACUGUGCUGCUGGCAACGCUGAUGGAUUCUGAAAGCAAUGACCGUUCACCAGCAGAACCUCUAAGCCCCACAACACUCAGGUGUGAAAACUCCUCAGCUCAACCUGUGGAUGUGUUUGAGGAACCCAGCAGCAUGCAUCACAACAUACCUGAUGAGAUGAUUGCAUCCAGCCAGGCCGGCACUAUAAUCAGCUCUCCCAAGCGAAUGCGUCUACACCCUCAGAUCAUGGGGCGUACCUGCCUCGGUGUAGCCAGCAAGGAAUGCAGCAGUGCCUCCACAAGUCCUGCAUCUACUAAGGUUUGUUCCCUUCUGUUCAAAGCCUUGUCCUCUGAGCAGGAUGCUGGUGGCCGUGCUGCCCGACUGCCUGUUCUGGCAUGUUACAGUGAUGAAGAAAACCCUGAUGACAACCAUCCAAGAAGCUCUUCACGAUGAGAGAUUAUGCAAGUCAUUUGUCAUAACCUCGUGUGAUUUCUGCUAAAAACAAGGCAACAUUGUUAUGGAUUCACAAUGUUCAUCUGAUGAUUAAUCUAUUGUUCAGAUGUUUUAAGAAUAUUGUUAACAUUACAAAAACAGGUUUUACUUUUGUUUUUGUUUAAUAAUUGUCCAAAUCUUCAACAUUUUGACAUAAUUCCCCCGUUUCUGAUACCUGAUGUCUCAGACAUGGAAACUGCCCUAGAUUUUGUCUGAAAAUAUUAACACAAAGCUGACAUACGUGCCUGUUGUUGGCAACUUGUAGCGUUCCUGAUAUCUGUGGAAGGACACAUCUUGUUCAAAGUGUUCGUGAACUUGAUGUUAUCCCGUUCAUCCAAAACAACCCGACCUCAGAGGUCAACCUAAAGGCAUCCAGCCAACAGGUAGUGAAACAAAUAACAAGCAAAAACAAUCUUUGUAAACAGAAAAGUGAGAACAUUUUAAAUAAAUACUAUUAUCUUUA
Messenger RNA from Girardinichthys multiradiatus, 1773 nucleotides. It is a transcript of the gene rad9b, whose product is annotated as RAD9 checkpoint clamp component B. Lineage: Eukaryota; Metazoa; Chordata; Actinopteri; Cyprinodontiformes; Goodeidae. Gene Ontology annotation, biological process: mitotic intra-S DNA damage checkpoint signaling; DNA replication checkpoint signaling; cellular response to ionizing radiation. The transcript is spliced from 11 exons. Gene Ontology annotation, cellular component: checkpoint clamp complex. The record is from RefSeq and is a predicted model, not a curated record. The coding region runs from base 63 to 1271 and encodes 402 amino acids.